Messenger RNA from Delphinapterus leucas (beluga whale), 4039 nucleotides. It is a transcript of the gene ZCCHC14, whose product is annotated as zinc finger CCHC-type containing 14. Gene Ontology annotation, molecular function: phosphatidylinositol binding; zinc ion binding; nucleic acid binding. NCBI's taxonomy places the organism in Eukaryota, Metazoa, Chordata, Mammalia, Artiodactyla, Monodontidae. The record is from RefSeq and is a predicted model, not a curated record.
GCCCCGGGCGGCGGCCCCCGGCCUCGCGUGGCGGCGCGGCGCGGGCGGCAGCAUGGUGGAGAAGCCGCUGCCCGUUGCAGAGGGACGGCGUGUACCGCUGGUUCUCGGAGCUGCCGUCGCCGCAGCGCGUAGAGUUCCUCUGCGGCCUGCUGGACCUGUGCAUCCCGCUCGAGCUGCGCUUCCUCGGCUCGUGCCUCGAGGACCUGGCCCGCAAGGACUACCACUCGCUGCGCGACUCGGAGAUCAAGGCCAACAACCCGGCCGACCUGGGCAGCCUCACCAACCUGACAGACGAGGUGGUGCGCAGCAAACUGCUCGUGUCGCUGGCGCUGCUGGGCUCGGAGCAGCGCGAGGCGGCGGGCGUGCUCUACCGCACGCUCACGCACAUCGACUCCAUCAUCCACAACUACGGGCUGCAGCUCAACGAGGGCCGCACGGGCGAUGAGUUCCUGCUGCUCUUCACCAUGGCCUCCAACCACCCGGCCUUCAGCUUCCACCAGAAGCAGGUGCUGCGCCAGGAGCUCACGCAGAUCCAGAGCAGCCUGAGCGGCGGCGGCGGCGGCGGCGGCGGGGGCCCCGGGGGCAAGAGCGCGCUGCCCACAUGCCCGGCCUGCCACAAGGUCACUCCCAGGACGGAGACCCCCGUCAGCAGUGUCGGUAACAGUUUGGAGAACGCCCUGCACACAUCCGCGCAUUCCACUGAGGAGUCGCUGCCCAAGAGGCCUGGAGGGAAGCACUCCAGAGUGAGUGUUGAAAAGAUAGACCUGAAGGGAUUAUCACACAAAAAAAAUGAAAGAAAUGUUGAAUGUUCCUUUGAGGUCUUGUGGUCUGAUUCUUCAGUAACAUCAGUAACCAAAUCUUCCUCUGAAGUGACUGAAUUUAUUUCAAAGUUAUCUCAGCUGUGUCCUGAAGAAAAUUUGGAGAAAUUCAUUCCUUGCUUAGCUGGCCCAGAUGCAUUCUAUGUAGAGCGAAACCACAUGGAUCUGGAAGCGGACCUGAGGUAUUUGGCUUCAUUACCUUCUCACAUAUUAAAAAACGACCAUGUUAAGAGAUUUUUCAGCACUUCAUCUCCCACCCAGCAGCUUCAAAGUCCAAGUCCUGGCAACCCUUCCCUGUCUAAAGUCGGUACCAUGAUGGGCGUGUCUGGAAGGCCUGUGUGCGGAGUGGCCGGCAUCCCGUCGUCUCAGGGCGGCGCCCAGCAUCACGGGCAGCACUCGGCCAGCACGUCCGCCUUGCCCCACUGCUCGCACGCGGGGGGUGCAGGCUCAGCUCUGGCCUACCGGACCCCGAUGGACAGCUCGCCCGCUAUCUUGAUGCCUUCCAGCCUGCAGGCCCCGCAGACCCAGGAGCAAAAUGGGAUUUUAGACUGGCUUCGGAAACUGCGUUUGCACAAGUACUACCCCGUCUUUAAACAGCUCACGAUGGAGAAGUUUCUGAGCCUUACGGAAGAAGAUCUAAAUAAAUUUGAAUCCCUCACCAUGGGAGCAAAGAAGAAGCUCAAGACUCAGCUGGAGUUGGAGAAGGAGAAGUCAGAGAAACGGUGCCUGAACCCCUCGGCCCCUCCCCCAGUCAGCAGCAGCGGAGUGGCCCGCGUUCCCCCCACCAGCCACGUGGGGCCUGUGCAGCCGGUGCGAAGCAGCCAUGCUGCAGCGCUGCGGGUGGAGGUGGCGCAGCCCCCGCACCAGACGGCCCGGGAAGGCAGCUCCUCCGAGUGUUCCAGCUCCUCGCCCAGCCCGAUGGGCGUGCAGGCCCGGGAAGAGAGCUCGGACAGCGCGGAGGAGAACGACAGACGUGUGGAGAUCCACUUGGAGGGCUCUGACAAGGAGAAGCCUGUGAUGCUGCUGAACCACUUCACGUCGAGCUCCGCCAGGCCCACGGCGCAGGUCCUGCCCGUGCAGAACGAAGCAGGCUCCAGUCCGUCGGGCCACCACCCGCUGCCCCCGCAGGUGAUGACGGCGGCCUCGCACGUCGCGCCCAUCCGGGUGCUGAACUCCGUGCACAAGGCGGAGAGGGGGGGCGCGGACAUGAAGCUCCUCUCGUCCUCUGUGCACUCGCUGCUGUCUCUCGAGGAGCGCAGUAAAGUCUCUGGACCAAGAAGCGGCAUCAAAGUGGACAAGAACUUUGGCAGCACCAUGAUGGACAUGCUACCCGCGUCCACCCCCCAUCAGCCCAUGCAGGUCCUUUCUGGACUCACCGAGAGCAGCUCUGUGUCGCCCACCGUCUCCUUUGGUCCCCGCACCAAAGUCGUCCACGCGUCCGCCCUCGACAGGGUGAUGAAGCCGGCACAGCAGCCGGCCCUGGUGGUGGAGACCAGCACUGCUGCCGCAGGGACGUCCAGCACCGUCUUCCAUGUGGCUCGGCCACCCAUCAAACUUCUGGUGUCUUCAUCUGUCCCUGCAGAUUCUGCCGUGUCUGGGCAAACCUCCUGUUCCGGCAACGUGCAAAUAAGCGUGCCCCCUGCCAUAAUAAACCCUCGGACUGCUCUGUACACAGCCAACACCAAAGCUGCCUUCUCUGCGAUGAGCAGUGUGCCCGUGGGCCCCCUGCAGGGCAGCUUCUGCGCAAACAGCAACACUGCCUCUGCCGGUAGCCACCCUGCCACGUCCUUUGCAAACAUGGCCACCGUGCCCAGCUGCCCCGCCCCCAGCUCCAGCCCCGCGCUCUCCUCGGUCCCCGAAAGCAGCUUCUAUAGCAGCAGUGGCGGCGGCGGUGGCGGCGGCGGCGGCUCCCCCGGAAACCUCCCCGCCUCGGCCCAGAACCACCACCACCACCACCACCAUCAGCAGCAGCCCGCGCCCCAGCAGCCCGCGCCCGCCCCGCCCCCCGGCUGCGUCGUGUGCACGUCCUGCGGCUGCAGCGGGAGCUGCGGCUCGAGCGGCCUAACUGUCAGCUACGCCAACUACUUCCAGCACCCGUUCUCGGGGCCGUCCGUCUUCCCCUUCCCGUUCCUGCCGUUCAGUCCCAUGUGCGGCAGUGGCUACGUGGGCGCCCAGCAGUACGGCGGCGGCGCCUUCCCGGUCGUGCACUCGCCCUACAGCAGCGGCGUGGGCCCCGAGCCCGUGCUGGGCGGCCAGUCGGCCUUCACCGUCCCGCCCGUGCAGAACUUCAUGGGGGCGGCGGGCGUCUACCAGGCCCAGGGCUUGGUGGGUAGUAGCAACGGCUCCAGUCACAAAAAGAGCGGGAAUCUGUCGUGUUACAACUGUGGGGCCACCGGUCACCGCGCUCAGGACUGCAAGCAGCCGUCCAUGGACUUCAACCGGCAAGGUACUUUUAGGUUGAAAUAUGCCCCUCCAGCAGAAAGUCUGGACUCCACAGAUUGAUAUUUUUCUCUGGCAACAGAACACUAUUAAGCCAUGGAGACCUAAGGAAAAUUAAAUACAAAACUGAGAAGUCUAGUUGCUGUUGAGCUCAAUAUUUUUAAUCCAAAGGUGCUUUACUUUACUAGACUGGAUAGAAAACCUAGCGUAGGAAUGCAUCAAACUCAGUUUUAUUGCCAAAAUCCUAGACGGGAGCUUGAUGUCAGGACUGGCCUAGUGGGUAUCUCCACUGUGGGUGAAAGUUGGCCACCUCCACCCUUGGUUGCAAUGCAGAGACCUCCCGUCUCCUGAAGAGCAUUGCCGUAAUUGGUCCUUCUAGGCUCACACGUAAUUCCAGGGCAGCUACGUGAGGUUGGAAUCGAGAACUGAAGGUCGGAGUUCUCCAAGUGGAGUUCUACCAGUCGGACUCUUGACACCCCUGGUGAGGGAAAAUGUCGCCUUUGUUUUGUUCUGUUCUGUUCUGUUUCGUUCUUAAAGUGGUUAGGCACUAAUCUCUGGGCUUUUUAAGGAUUGCACUACCGAAGAAUGUAAACCGAUGUCCAUCUCUGCAGUUCUGGGAGACAAGCUCCCUGAGACCAGUCAGUGCAAGACGCUCAGAGAAUCCGUUCUUAGAGUCCGCACCAGCAGGCUACAUGAUUUAGUACACAACAGAGAUUUUAGUAUUUCCUUCCCUCCUUAAAAGCACUUGUAGCAGUUUCAGGGUUUUUUUUUUUUUUCUUUUU